Molecule: messenger RNA, 1722 nt
Organism: Aplysia californica (California sea hare)
Lineage: Eukaryota; Metazoa; Mollusca; Gastropoda; Aplysiida; Aplysiidae
Product: UDP-glucuronosyltransferase 1-6-like
Exons: 3
Coding region: 10-1383 (457 amino acids)
Molecular function (GO): UDP-glycosyltransferase activity
Source: RefSeq, a predicted model, not a curated record
UGGUUGACUAUGCCAGGGUAUAUUGCCGUUGACAAGCACAGGUUCAACCUGGAAGGACUUCAACUGCUUGUGUACAACAGUAGCUCUGAGAAUGUGCAAGAAAAGGCAAUGACAAGGUUGCGAGACAUUUAUUGGAAAAAUGAGCCUCAUGAUCUUGAGUACCUGACCCAGUGCAUGCUAAUCUACACAGAUAAGGUACUGAGAGACAACGAGUUCUUCGAAGCUGCCAGGAGAAUCAACCCGUCUCUGAUUGUGCUGGACAACCUGCCAUACUGGCGAACGCUGUCUGUUCUGGCUUACAGACUCGGAGUCCCCUUUGCCUACCUGGGCACUGCCUACAUACCAGCAAUGGACCGAAUUCCGAUCAGCUUUGGUGCUUUACCUACCAUGAUAAAGGAAUACACAGAUCACAUGGACUUUUGGCAGCGUCUAACGUCGACAGUUCUCAACUCACCUGUUUUAUUCUUUCAUAUCUUUUCUCAUGCCGACGCAGUGCAAAGGUAUGCCCCAGAAAUGGCGUUCAUAAAUCAGUUCGAACUGGAGCUGAAAGCGGAAGUGACUCUGGUGGAGCAGGAUCAUAUACUGGACUACCCUCAGCCCACAUUGCCUAACGUGAUUCGUAUCGGAGGAACUGCUGUUUGUAAGGCAAAAGAACUCAAAGAGCCGUAUAAAUCUUUCGUUGAGUCCUCGGACCAAGACAUAGUUGUGGUGUCCUUUGGCAGUUAUGUCCUAAAUAUCCCAGAGCAGAUUUCUACCAAGAUGAUGAACGCUUUCUUACGUCUCAAGCUCAAGGUUGUGUGGAGAGUCAACGUUACGUCUGCAAAUCCUCAACAAGUGAUGACGUCAUUAUGGAUCCCUCAGAACGACUUGCUAGGUCACGCCAAGGUCAAAGUGUUUGUGAGCCAUUGCGGGAAGAACGGCCAAUAUGAGGCACUGUAUCACGCCGUCCCCAUGCUGUGUCUGCCUCUGUUCGGAGACCAACCUUACAACGCAGUAAGAUCAAGCUCCCGAGGAUAUGGCCUAACGUCUGACGUCAGGGCUAUGUCGGAGGAUGACCUGGUUACAAUGAUCAACGAACUCUACUACAAUGCCAGCUAUUCGAACAACAUUCAAAAGGCGUCGCAGAUUUUUAAAGACAUAUACGGAUUGCCUAAGGAGAGAGCAGCGUUCUGGUUGGAUCAUGUGAUUAAAUAUGGCGGCUCUCAUAUGCGUUAUGCGGGUCAGGAUUUGCAAGGGUAUCAGUUUUACUGUUUGGAUGUUCUCGCUGCGAUUGCUCUGAUCAUCCUCUGCGCUCUUUUUGUGUUGUAUUUUGUCCUAAAGAUUUUUGUAAAGCUUUUGAAAAGUGUCUUUAAAGCAGCAUCGCAUAAGUCAAAAACACAGUGACGUUCCUUGAAAAUAUUGUUAUCACAUACCGUGCUGUAGUUGGUUAUCAACUGGACCAAACAACAAGCAGACGUACAAAAAUACAUUGUUAUAUUUGUUCCACAUGUUCUAAUCUUGAUGGGGAAACUUCAACAGGACAUGCCCUUGAGUGUGAUGGGUCUCAUGACUUCAUUAAGAAAGUAAGAAAUGGCAAUUUGCACACGUAAACAGCAAGAAAGCUGAGAUUGUGGAAGUCAAAGCAAAGCUGGAACGCACUCUAUAAGAAACCAAACUUACCCGAAAGGUCACUCUAAAUGUUCAUUCUCCUUGGUCCGUAGUUUCAGGGGGCGGGGGGGGGGG